Messenger RNA from Impatiens glandulifera, 2652 nucleotides. RefSeq names its product probable galactinol--sucrose galactosyltransferase 6. NCBI's taxonomy places the organism in Eukaryota, Viridiplantae, Streptophyta, Magnoliopsida, Ericales, Balsaminaceae. The record is from RefSeq and is a predicted model, not a curated record. Bases 55 to 2457 code for a protein of 800 amino acids. The transcript has 5 exons.
UAUUGUUUGAAUGGAGAGAGAUAGAAAUAAGCUUGGAAUCGCCAUUGGUUGGGGAUGGUGGCGAUCCAUGGCAUCAUCUUCAAUUCAAUUCCAACUAUAAAUACCUCUUAUGGGUCCUCUCUUCUCACAUCAUCUUCUUCACUCAAAUCAAUUGGCUUCUCAAAGAACACACAGCUUAAUUCAUUGCCGAUUGCUUCUGUUCAUCAGAUGACGAUUAAACAUGUGGUACGGAUUGCUGAUCGGAGAUUGGUGGUGAAGGAUAGGACGAUCUUGAACAAUGUUCCUGAAAACGUGAUAGUAACGCUUAGUUCAACAUCUACACCGGCGGAAGGAGUUUUUUUGGGUGUGGCUCUCAAUAAUGAGAGUUCUAGGCAUGUUGUUUCGUUGGGAAAAUUGAUUGACAGCCGGUUUAUGGCUAGUUUCAGGUUUAAACUAUGGUGGAUGGCACAGAAGAUGGGGGAAAACGGGAGAGAUAUACCAUUAGAGACGCAGUUUCUAUUGGUGGAGACUAAAGAUGAACCUGUUGAAUCGGAGAAUCAAACUGUAUACUAUACUGUAUUCCUUCCUUUAAUUGAAGGACCAUUCAGGUCAUGUUUACAGGGAAAUGAUGAAGAUGAACUCGAACUCUGUAUUGAGAGUGGAGAUGUUUUUACUACUUCUUCAUCUUUUGCUCAUUCCAUGUAUAUAAGUUCAGGAACUGAUCCGUUUGCAACCAUCACAGACGCAAUUGCUGCAGUGAAAUCCCAUCUUGGAACAUUUCGUCAGCGCCAUGAGAAGAAACUUCCAGAGAUUGUUGAUUAUUUCGGUUGGUGUACAUGGGAUGCGUUCUACCAAGAUGUAACCCAAGAGGGUGUCGAGGCUGGCCUCGACAGCCUGACUGCUGGCGGUGUGCCUCCUAAGUUCGUCAUAAUCGAUGAUGGUUGGCAAUCGGUUGGACCUGAUCAGCUAUCUGUGGAAGAUAAGCCUGCUAUGAGGCUGACAGGGAUAAAAGAAAACGAGAAGUUUCAAAAGGAGGAGGCUGGAAUCAAGAACAUAGUGAACAUAGCGAAAGAGAAGUAUGGGUUGAAGUAUGUUUACGUCUGGCAUGCGAUUACUGGGUAUUGGGGAGGUGUUAGACCUGGAGUGAAGGAAAUGGACCACUAUGAAUCAGAGAUGAAGUAUCCGAUUGUUUCAAAUGGUGUGAUGAAGAAUGAACCUGGUUGGAAAACUGAUGCAAUGGCGGUUCAGGGUUUGGGAUUGGUGAACCCGAAACAAGCUGAAAAAUUCUAUGAUGAACUGCAUAGUUACUUGGCUGAGUCUGGAAUUGAUGGAGUGAAAGUCGAUGUUCAGUGCAUAUUGGAGACGAUGGGAUCAGGGUUUGGUGGGCGAGUGGAGAUAACGAAACAGUUUCAUCAAGCUCUUGAUGCUUCUGUGGCUAAGAAUUUUCCUGAUAAUGGCUGCAUCGCUUGUAUGAGCCAUAACACUGAUGCGCUCUACUGCUCUAAUCAAACAGCUGUGGUGAGGGCGUCUGAUGAUUUCUACCCGCGUGAUCCAGUUUCGCACACGAUUCAUAUAGCUUCAGUUGCUUACAACAGUGUCUUCCUCGGAGAGUUCAUGUUGCCAGAUUGGGACAUGUUCCAUUCCUUUCAUCCAGCUGCUGAGUAUCAUGCAUCAGCCCGAGCCAUCAGCGGUGGACCUGUCUAUGUCAGUGAUGCUCCAGGGAAACAUAACUUCAGUCUCCUUAGGAAAUUGGUUUUGCCGGAUGGAUCCAUUCUUCGUGCCCGUCUACCAGGACGGCCCACAGUAGAUUGUCUUAUGACUGAUCCUGCCCGCGAUGAUGUUAGUUUGUUGAAGAUAUGGAACAUGAACAACUAUACUGGAGUUCUUGGAGUCUACAAUUGCCAAGGUGCAGCCUGGAACACAACUGAGAAACAAAACACAUUCCACCAGACAAAAGCCGACACAACAUUAACCUGCUUCAUCAAAGGCAGUGAUGUCCAUCUCAUCGCCGAAUCCUCAGUUGAUGAUCCUAACUGGAAUGGAAACUGUGCAUUUUACUGUCACAGGAGCGGCGACAUCACAGUCCUCCCCGAAGAUGCAAACAUUUCCUUAUCCCUGAAGAUCCUUGAACACGAGAUAUUCACAGUUACCCCAAUCAAGGUUCUGUCCUCUGGUGUCAGUUUCGCACCGUUUGGUCUCGUGGAAAUGUACAAUGCGGGUGGAGCCAUUGAAUCGCUGGAGUAUGAAACUGGGUCGGUUGGUGUUGUGAGAAUUGAAGUGAAGGGACGCGGUAGAUUUGGGGGUUAUUCAUCUGCCAAGCCGAAACUAUGCAAAGUGAAUUAUGUUGAAGUGGAGUUUGAGUAUGAAUCUGGAUCUGGGUUGGUGAGUGUGGGGUUGGAUCAUAUGCCAGAAUUUCAUGUGGGGUCGGAUCGUAUGCCAGAAGAGGGGUUGGUUCAUUUUGUUGAGUUUGAGUUUUGAUUAUUAUAUGGUUGCAUGAAAAAGAUGAGAAUUAGACAGACUUGGGGAUAUGAGAGUUUAGAGGGAGUUCUUCAUUAAGUGUUUUUACUGUUUUAGUAAUCAAUCUACUUAUAAUGUGUUCAGUAUACUAGUAUUGCUGUUACCUAUAAUUUCAUCAAUAAAAAUGAGAGUUUACCAACUUGUUUUUAUCUACCA